GGUGGUGAUAGUGGCGAGUGAGUGCAGCGACACGGCUACCUGCUGGCCGAGGCAGUGGCCGCCGCGCGAUACUGCCGCCUCGCCAGUCUCACACACUCGCUGCCGUUGACAGACGGGUGUCGUCUUCUCGUGACACUGACCAACCGAUACGAUGGCCGGGACCGUGGACCUGGACGCGAUACUGCUGGAGCUUGGCCAGUUCGGCCGGUACCAGAUCAGGAAUUACUGCUUCAUCCUCGUCGUCAUCCUGAUGAGUGCUGUCUACAACAGCCAGUAUAUCUUCGCUGCAGGAGAAGUUUCUUAUAGGUGUAAGGUGCCAGAAUGCGAGGCGUCACCGCCGGAGUUCGAGGCCGGCAAUUGGGGCACGUUUGCGCUACCCGACGCUGGGGCGCGCUGCGAGCGUCUUGUGCCACUGGGGGAGGAGUGCGCGCCUUCCAGCUUCAGUGCCAACCAGACCAAGCGGUGCCAGUCCUGGGUUUAUGAGAAUCAGAACACUAUAGUACCUGAGUUCGACUUGGCGUGUCAGGAGUGGCUCCGUACUCUGGUGGGCACCAUCCACGUGGCUGGUGUGUUCGGCUCGCUGCCCGUCACCGCCUACAUAUCUGAUGCGUAUGGUAGGCGUACAGCACUGGUGAUCACGGCGGUGUCUCCAGCAAUUAUGGGCGUCAUCCGAGCAUUCUCAAAUUCAUACAUCAUGUACAUCUGUUUCGAAUUCCUGGAGGCCUUCGUCGGCGCCGGCGUCUACAGCACUGCAUUCAUUUUAGCUCUUGAGAUGGUGGGUCUGGACAAGCGUGUUCUGGGAGGGAACCUAAUCUCCAGCACAUUCGCACUGGGACAGGUAGUGACUGCAGGUGUAGCCUGGCUGGUGCCUUACUGGAGGACCUACACCCUCGUUCUCUACGCACCCUCGGUCCUUUUCAUCUCAUACUACUGGCUUAUUGAAGAGAGUGUGCGCUGGUUGCUCAGUAAGGGGCGAAACAAGGAAGCUGCUAGAAUUAUUUUCAAAGCUGCGAAGAUGAACCGAAGGAAGUUGUCUCCAGAGACUAUUAAAACUCUGACAGAAGAACCGGAUCCAAAGAAACCAACUCAAACGGAUGAAGUAGAGGAGCCGGAAGACAAGCGGGGUAUACUGCUGCAGGUUGUAAAGUCCAAGACGCUGAUGUUCCGUCUGAUUGUGUGCUCGUUCUGGUGGAUCACGCUGACGUUCGUGUACUACGGGCUGUCCAUCAACUCAGUGUCGCUGGUGGGCAACAGCUACGUCAACUACAUCCUGACGUCACUCGUGGAGAUCCCUGGCUACUGCCUCAGCGUGCUCACACUCGACAGGUUCGGCAGGAAGAGCUCCACCAUGACUGCGUUCAUCAUUUGUGGGAUAUCAUUAAUAGCGAUGCCAUUCGUACCAGAAACAAUACCCUGGCUGCAGACGACAUUGAACUUGCUGGGCAAGCUAUGCAUUAGCAUGGCGUUCAGCAGCAUCUACAUCUACACGGGAGAGUUGUUCCCCACGCAGGCGCGGCACCGCCUGCUCGGCACCUGCUCCAUGGCUGGCAGGAUAGGAGCGCUCGUCGCGCCACAGACACCACUGCUGAUGGCAUACAUGGAGUCGCUCCCCUACUUAAUAUUUGGUAUAAUGGCGGGUACCUCCGGUCUGCUGAUGAUGCUGACGCCGGAGACUCUGAAGGCUAACUUACCUGACACCGUUGCGCAGGCAGAGAAUAUGGACAAGAAAAAGACUACUGUGCAGUAGCACAAGAAUCAACCCUAUGGCUUAUGGCUUAAGAUAGAUCUUAUAAAAACAAUGCAUUUCAACGGUAAGUAGGAAGUAUCUUUUAGGUAGUAUUUCGUUUCGUUAAAAUUGCAUAUUUUCCUCUUACAUUAAUUUAUUUUGUAAAGAAGAUAAUAUUUUAUCAAAUCAUAAGAAUUUGACGUGGUAGUGAGAAGCCAUUGCAUUACGUUAGAUAGAAAAUGGAUGUCUACAUAUCGGAUUAAUUUAUUUGUAAGAUAUAAGUUUUAUAUUAUGUGUAAGCAUUAGUGAAUAAUAAUAUAGGCAGAGUUUCAAGUGUACAUGUGUAAAUGAUUCUGAUAUAGAAAUAAAUGAUUAAUUUUAAGAAAAUAUUUUUAUGUUAUAUUAAUAUGUAAAGGCCACUAAAUAUGACAACAGAACCAUUGCGAGACAUACUGAAUUACUUUUCUUUUUGACGUGAGUAACCCAAAAAUAUGUUUGAGUUGAUACAGAACCAUUGUAGAGGUACAAAGUUUAACAAUCAAGACGGCAUACUUCAUGUAAGUUGGUACUUGGUAGACUUUAACAGACAUUGGCGCCUCUAGCGGUCAAUGCAAGUAACUUUCAAAUUGAAAAUUUUAAUUAAGGUUUGAAUGUCUACACGUUGAAGACUAUCUAUACGUUGAACGCUUCUGAACUUUCGUUAAACUUAGAUUAAUGUUUCAAUAAUAAAAAGUAUUGUAUGUAUAUUAUGUAUUGUAGUAAAUACUGACAAUGUUGUGAUGCUCGUGAUAAAGUUUAGUCAAUUUAAUGUUAAAUAUUUAAAUUCCUUAGAUAUAGUCAAUAUACGUAGUACAAUGUAAGUAUUAACUAUUUAUUUUAUUUAUUUGUUGCUUUUACUAUUGUCUAGUAAUUUCGAACAUGACAAUUGAUCGCAAUUAAAAAAUAUGUAACUAAAUUGAAAUUCCGGUUGAUACUGGAGAAAGUGUAAUGAUAUCAUUAGUAAGAUAUUUAUUGAUAAAAUAAUUAUUAUAAUACAUACAUAGAGGUAUAUGCGCCGUCUCGUCACACAAUUUACGACGCAUUUUGAAUUUUCCUUGAGAUUAGCCUUUGUGAUUGAAAGUCGGUCAGGGAAAUAUUUUUAAUGCUUUUCAUAUGUUACUUAAUAAGAUAUUUAACCGAAAAGAUAAAAGAUGGAUGGAGAGUAAGGUGACUCUUUUCGUUAUACAGGUUGUAAACAGAACACUCUCGGUAACGCAGACAGGUGAUAGUAAAAAACGAGUUUUUAUUAAAAAAAAAAA
Spodoptera litura is the source of this 3024-nucleotide messenger RNA. Its product is annotated as organic cation transporter protein. The record is from RefSeq and is a predicted model, not a curated record. Gene Ontology annotation, biological process: transmembrane transport. Gene Ontology annotation, molecular function: transmembrane transporter activity. NCBI's taxonomy places the organism in Eukaryota, Metazoa, Arthropoda, Insecta, Lepidoptera, Noctuidae. Gene Ontology annotation, cellular component: membrane.